Messenger RNA from Macrobrachium nipponense, 737 nucleotides. Its product is annotated as actin nucleation-promoting factor WAS-like. Lineage: Eukaryota; Metazoa; Arthropoda; Malacostraca; Decapoda; Palaemonidae. The record is from RefSeq and is a predicted model, not a curated record. Gene Ontology annotation, biological process: actin filament organization.
UUUCCUCUGCUUUUCCCCCGAUUGGUCUACAAAAAUCAUAUUAUCUCUGACGGAACUUCUAAUCAACUGUUAUGGCUGAAGUUGACGAAAGAUGAAUUUAGCACACUGAUAAGAUACUGAUAAAGAGAGCUCUACCAAACUGGUAAAAUCCUGCGUCGUAAGAUUUAUCUCUUCCUAUGACGUCACCGGAAGCUAUGUGAUCGACACCCUAAGAACCCAUACUUAUAGCAGGUAGUUCUGGCGAGCUUGCGAGCGCAAAAUGAACUUUUUGAUGCAUGAUAUAACCAGAGCAUUUGAAAAUAUUGCCAAGAUGAGUUCGAGGAAACCUUCUCCGACCAACAAGCCGUCUACUCUUCUGUCGCGCGAAGAAAACGAAGUUGUUUUCAAGCUACUUGGACCUCGUUGUCAGACUCUCAGCACUACCGUCGUGCAAGUUUUUGGGACUGAAGGGCCUCAUCACAAUACGUGGCGUAAACGGCACUGCGGAGCCAUUACGUUCACCAAGGACAAUGUACGACGGUCAUAUUACAUUCAGGUGUAUGAUGUUGUUGCAGGGUCACGUGUUUUCGAGCAAGAAUUGUACACUCAGUUUACAUAUACAGUCUCAAAGCCUUUUUUCCACCAAUUUGAAGCAGAGGAACAAAUGAUAGGUCUUAAUUUUGCGGAUGAAAGGGAAGCAAGUUUCUUCAGCCAAGCUGUCAAUGAACGAUUAGUGGCCAAGCAGCGCAAAAAGGAAG